AUGGCUACUUAUUCCACUAAAGUGUUUGAUCACGGUAACUACGAGUCUUUCAGGCCGUCUUACCCGACUGAAUUCCUCGAGUUGAUUCUCAAGUAUCAUCAGGGCCCAACCAACCGUCUUCUCGAUGUUGGAUGUGGCACGGGACAGGUGACUUUCCCCUUCUCUCGUUACUUCACAACAUCAAUUGGAGUUGAUCCAAGUGAAGGUAUGAUCUCCAGAUGCAAAGCAAAAGAUUCCAGCAACCAGCUUGAAUUCUAUCAAGGAAAAGCAGAGGACUUAAACAUGAUCUCCUCUGCUUCAAUUGACGUCCUCACGGCCGCAGAAUGUGUCCAUUGGAUGGACCCAGCCGGCUUUUUGAAUGAGGCCGCUAGAGUGCUAUCUCCUCAAGGAACUUUAGCAUUCUGGUUGUAUCUCGAACCAAUAUUCAAGGAUAACGUAUUGAACGAGAUCUACCACAAAUAUGUUAUGGGAGACCCUACUCUGAUGAGACACUACUGGGACGAAGGCAAAAGCAGAUUUUAUGACUGGCUCAAAGAUGCUACAGAGCUGGUUAGUAAACAUGAUAAGUUCGAGAAUGUUGAACUGGUCAAGUUUGACCAGCUACAUUUGCCCAAGAAUAAACGGGAGCAGGCGUUGAAAUCCAAAACAUUGGAUGGAAAACCUCUUCUGUUCCUUCAAAAAGAAUGCACUCUUCAAGAGUUUCUUGCUUUCAUCAAUACUUAUAGUCCUCUACCAGCAUGGUACAGAGCGAAUGAAGGUGCAAAGGGAACGGAAAGGGAUAUUAUGUUCCGUCUGGAGACGGACCUAAAAGAGUCUGGAGUCUGGAAGACCACUCAAACCAUUACUUGGGAUACCAUGUAUUGUUUUGCUAAAAAGAAAUCAUAG
Ogataea angusta is the source of this 885-nucleotide messenger RNA. RefSeq lists its product as uncharacterized. Lineage: Eukaryota; Fungi; Ascomycota; Pichiomycetes; Pichiales; Pichiaceae. The transcript has a single exon. The record is from RefSeq and is a predicted model, not a curated record. The coding region runs from base 1 to 885 and encodes 294 amino acids. Gene Ontology annotation, molecular function: S-adenosylmethionine-dependent methyltransferase activity.